GAAGCGGAAGCGGCGAGUCUCCAUGGCGGCAGCGGCGGCGGCGGCGGCGGGGCCGGUGUUUUGGAGGCGGCUGCUGGGCCUCCUGCCUGGCCGCCCGGGACUAGCCGCCCUCCUGGGGCGCCUGUCUGACCGCCUCGGUAGGAACCGAGACCGCCGGCGCAGGAGGUCACCAUGGCUGUUGUUGGCUCCCUUGCUGUCCCCAGCUGCCCCCCAGGUCCCUUCCCCACCUUGCUGCCUCUGUCCAGAGGGUGUACAUAGGUUCCAGUGGAUCCGGAACCUGGUUCCAGAGUUUGGCGUCUCCAGCUCUCACGUCAGAGUGCUCUCCUCCCCGGGAGAGUUCUUCGAACUCAUGAAGGGGCAGAUAAAAGUAGCCAAGAAGCGGGUUGUGAUGGCGUCUCUCUAUCUGGGCGUAGGACCUUUGGAACAGGAACUGGUGGAUUGCCUGGAAAGUACUCUAGAAAAGUCAUUGCAAGCACAAUUUCCUUCUGACCUCAAGGUCUCCAUUCUCCUGGACUUUACCAGGGGCUCAAGAGGCAGGAAGAACUCACGCACAAUGCUGCUGCCACUCCUGCAGAGGUUUCCAGAGCAGGUCCGAGUCUCCCUCUUCCACACUCCAAAUCUCCGAGGACUUCUCCGACUCCUUAUCCCUGAGCGCUUCAACGAGACCAUUGGCCUCCAGCACAUCAAAGUAUACCUCUUUGACAACAAUGUUAUCUUGAGUGGUGCAAACCUGAGUGACUCCUACUUCACCAAUCGCCAGGACCGCUACGUGUUCUUGCAGGACUGUGCAGAGAUCGCUGACUUCUUUACAGAGCUGGUGGACGCGGUGGGGGACGUGUCCCUGCAGCUGCAAGGGGACAACACUGUGCAGAUGGUGGAUGGGAUGGUGCAUCCUUACAAAGGUGACCGGGCUGCUUACUGCAAGGCGGCCAAUAAGCGGGUCAUGGAUGUGAUCCACUCAGCCAGAACACGGCAGCAGAUGCUGCAUGCCCAGACCUUCCAUAGUGACUCCUUGUUGACCCAGGAAGAGGCAGCGGCCGCUGGUGAUCGGAGACCAGCGCCUGAUACCUGGAUUUAUCCGCUGAUCCAAAUGAAGCCCUUCGAGAUCCAGAUUGAUGAGAUUGUCACUGAGACCCUGCUGACUGAGGCCGAGCAAGGUGCCAGGGUCUACCUCACCACUGGCUACUUCAACCUGACCCAGGCCUACAUGGACCUGGUCUUGGGCACGUGGGUCAAGUACCAGAUCCUGCUGGCCUCCCCAGAGGUGAAUGGCUUCUUUGGGGCCAAGGGUGUGGCUGGUGCCAUCCCAGCAGCCUAUGUACACAUUGAGCGGCAGUUCUACAGUGAGGUGUGCAGCCUGGGGCAGCAGGAGCGGGUCCAGCUACAGGAGUACUGGCGGAGGGGCUGGACGUUUCAUGCCAAAGGUCAGUUCACCGGGACCUGGAGGCCCAGAUUGCCAUCGUGACGGAGAGCCGAGCCCUGCAGCAGCAGCUCCACCAGGAGCAAGAGCAGCUCUACCUGCGCUCAGGCGUGGUGUCUUCUGCCACCUUUGAGCAGCCGAGUCGCCAGGUGAAGCUGUGGGUGAAGAUGGUGACUCCUCUGAUCAAGAACUUCUUCUGAGGACGGACAGGUGCUGUCUGAUGCGCCGCCUCUCAGCACGGUUUUUCUGAGAGCUCAGAGUCUGGCCAUGAUACCCCAACUACCUGAGCACUUGGGGACCCCUCCAAGAACUGAGGACUCUCUCUCACCCCUUCCUUGCUUAUGCACAGAGCUGUUCCACUGAGUUUGUGGGCAGUUGGUCCUCAAGCCUUUGAUGCCAAGUUAGACAGCCAGUUCACCUCUGGUCAGUGCCAGGGCACCUAUGACGGAGUGUGCAGUAUGGGGUCCUAUCCUACCGUCUUCCAGUGGCUCCUGGGAGGCCCCAGGACAAGGGCCCUGUGCCCAAGGAGACAGAAGGUAGAUUCUGUCCUCCCUCCUCUUAGUUGAGCGCGGCCCUGUGGGACACGGUACCUGUGGAGGAGGAGGAAGUGCUCUUGGAUGGGAGCCCUGGCCAGCUGCAGCUCAGAUGAGCUGGAGGCCAGGCUAGACCUGGCUGCCUUGGCGUCUCCUUGAUGUUUUUGUGACACAGUUCAGGGGAUGUGGCAUUCUAGACAGAGGUGCAAUGUUGUAGAUGACAGGACGUGCUCUCCCCAGCAGGACGAGCUUGCUUUUCGAGAGCUGCUGGCCGGGUCCCAAGACAGAUGGCCGGGCAGCCCUACCUGGGCUGCAUGAGCAGUGCUCUCUGGAGCUGAUCUGCAUGUUCCAGGCCCCUCAGGUCCCAGCGCCCCCAGGGUACCCAGAGAGGUCAGGGGUUUUGUGAGUCGUCUGGUGGUUGGCCGGCCUGUGGCCUGUGGGCGAGCUAGUGCGCGCAGGGUUCAGCGUCAGCGCCAGAUGUCUGCGGUGCGGGUCUCCUUGGGUCCUGCUGCCUUGCUUCUCUGCUCACUCAGCCUCAUGUUUUGAAAGAUUCUUUAUUUCAUCACACCGUUUUUUCUUCAUUAUUUUCAUUACAUUUAAUUUUUAAAAAAUAAUAUGUAAAUUUAGAGAGUGAAAUAGAACUGUGACCCACAGAAUGCAGCCAGUUCUUGCUCUGUUUCCCCAGCAGCUGCUUUUGGUUUGGUUCUCCUGAUGGUCACACAUGUCCAUAUUUCUAAACAUAUGCAUUAUCCCCUUAGAAUAUAAGCAAACUCUUCAGAAUAUAUUUAUUUAUUUAUUUAUUUAUUUUUUGGUACUGGGGAUCGAACUCGGGUCCUUGUGCUUUCCAGGCAGGCAGCAGAACCACUGAGCUAAAUCCCCGGCCCACUCUUGAGAAUAUAAAUGAUACUGAAUCAUACCUCAGUAAAAAUGAGCAAAAUUCCUCAAUGUCAUCAGAUAGUCAAAAGGUCUUCCAGUAGCUUUAUAUUGUUACGUUUUGGAUUUAUUUGCUCUCAGUCCCGAAUAAGGACAAGACCUGGUGCUGGGUGCUGUGCCGGGGUCGGCUCCCAUUCUUGGGCAUCUUCUCACCACAGGGCCUCUUGAGCCUGCUCCUCCCCCGUGUCUCCAGGAGUCACUUUCAACCCUUGCUGCCCCGCGUGCGCCUCAGGCUCCAGCCUUGCACGGGAACGCCGGAGCAGCACUGGGCGGCUCAGCCGGAGUCUGUCCGGCACUUUGGUCCUCUGCUCCCCGGGAGCUGGCAGGAAGGAGGGUCACCUUCGGUGGAAUCUGAAGGGCCAUCUGGCCUUGUCACCACAUCCCAGCCCCAGAGCUCCUAGUGUUAGACAGGACAGUGCAGGUUUCAGUGGCAGGGAGCAGGGUGGAGUGGCGGCCAACCACACUGCCCCAGGGGAGCCACGAAUCAGG
This is a messenger RNA of Heterocephalus glaber (naked mole-rat), 3375 nucleotides long. It is a transcript of the gene Pgs1, whose product is annotated as phosphatidylglycerophosphate synthase 1. Gene Ontology annotation, molecular function: CDP-diacylglycerol-glycerol-3-phosphate 3-phosphatidyltransferase activity. NCBI's taxonomy places the organism in Eukaryota, Metazoa, Chordata, Mammalia, Rodentia, Bathyergidae. Gene Ontology annotation, biological process: cardiolipin biosynthetic process. The record is from RefSeq and is a predicted model, not a curated record. Gene Ontology annotation, cellular component: mitochondrion.